AUGCCCUUACUCGAUCGAACCGAGGUCUCACCCUUACCCCUCCCCAGCCAACUCAAUCAACUCAAUCCAGACACCGAGCUUUGGCUGAUCCACCAGACGGGCGAGAUCUUCACUGACUACGAGUCUUAUGCCAAUCGAUACAUCUUUUACUCUCAGCCGAUCUUCAACCCAGCACACCACCACCAACCAACCGAACAACAACAACAACAACAACCAGUCUCAUUCUUCCAUGCACUCAACCUCGAACAACAGCACCUCGACCAGCUCAUCCAAUCCAAAUUCCCAAUCUCACUCAAACACCAACUCAUAGCCUCAAUCAACCAUCCAACUGCUCAACUACAACCAAACAUCGAUCAUCUAGUCAACUAUCUCUACGAACUAUACCACAACCGAUUCAAUGUGGGUGAGAAAGUCACUGUCGAUCUGGCAUUCAACCAAUUACAACCCAGUUCACCCUCCUCAUCCUCAGUCUACGAUGCCAAGGUCCUCAGGGUAUUCCCCCCCAAAUCAAUCAGAGAUCUCGAUAAGAACUCAUACUCCGACCUAAUCCAUCUCCAAUCCAUACAACGAUUCCAACUCGAUCUCAACCAAUGUCUAGAGAUCGAUCUGCCCAACCAAUACCUAUAUACCAUCCAACUCAUCGAUCAUGACCAAUCUAACUCGGAUAACUUUGGCGCGAGUUACAUGGAAGUGGAAACUAGGAAACUCAGUCGACACACAGAUACAUUCUCAAAAGCACUCUUGAAAAGAUUCCUGCAAUCUGUCCUAAUACCCUACUCAUCCAGCCAACCAGCCUUCCCCAGAUGGACCAUCCAUCCAGACGUCUCAAUCCCCAAUACCAUCCCAAUCAAACCGAUCCCAGUCCCAAGUUACAAAUCAUUAGUCAAGGACUACGACUCCAUCACUCGAAUCGCACUAGAACCCAAACAGGAUCAUUAUCUUCUCGAACCGGACCCCAAGAAACGCAAGAAGAACAGCUUCCAACCUGCCAACCAUCCACCCCAACACACAACACUACCUGAAACCUAUCAGGACUAUCUCAAUCAUUCAACCGAACUCAAGGAACGAUUAACUUGUGCUCAAUUCAUCCAUCUCUCAUCCAAACAGAAAUCUUAUCAGAUCGAUCAACUAGAACCCAAAGAUCAGUACUCCAUCGAGUCUUGUAACCAGAAGAAGUUGAUCAAGAAGAAGAGGAAGAAAUUUCCCGAUCCAAUCGAUCCUUCCACUAUCCCUCAUCCACUCAAUUCUCAACCUGAUCAUCUUCAUCACGAUCAUCAUCUAACCGUCAACACUCAACUAACCAACUCAGCCGAUCUUACCCUUACUCACAUCGGCACUACUACCCCUAGCACCGCAACAAAAGAAUCCAAGAAAUCAAUCAAAUACCCAAUUGAAGAUCUUGAUCUCGAUCCAUUCACCGUCAUUGAUGGCCGAUACCUACGACGAGCCAAUCCAACCCCAUUGAAGCUACCCAAAAAGCCACAGCCCAGCCAACAGAAGCUAGGUCGAAAAUUUGCACAGCGAUUGAAGAUUUGGUCAUUUGUGAACAUCUUCAAAUUGAACGAACAACGAUGUCGAUUUGAAGAGCUCGAUGAGAGUCUGGAUGAUUUGACGGCCAGUUUGGUCAAGUUAAUCCUCAGUCAAAGUCGAUUGAGAUACCCUACUACGAGAUCACAACGCUUUACUUCGAUCUCCGUCUUGCCCUUCUUUGCCACUCGUCCGGCUCAAGAGUGUCGAGCGAUGAGCAUCGAUGAGCGAGAGUAUUGGGUCCGCAAAGGUCUCCGGUUCGUGAAUAUCACUCGCAGGUUACACGAGUUUGCGAUGGCCACUGCUGCGGGAAAGCGGAAGAACAAUCGGACGGUACUCGAAGAGGAUUGGGUGAUGGGGCUGGUCGAGAUCAUGUGUCAUCGAGGUGGGAUCGAACGCCUGGGCUGUAUGGCCCGGAUGCUCAAGUACUUCUUCUCGACCGAUGCCACCCUCUUGACGAUCGAUCACACGAUCGACGAGCACGAUGAUCCACUGCUCGAUCAAGCCAAUAACACCCAAGACCCACAUCCCAAGACGAAACCCGAACAGGCUAACAACACCUCACAGACUUGCCAUCCUGAUUUGGAAGGAGACAGUCCUCUGUCGAGCAACAUCGAUGAUAGUUUGUCGGCCCAAGAGAGUGAGCUCUCGGAUCUGGACAAGGAGGAAGACGUCGAGCCUGAAGCUGGCGGGACAGAAACGGCAGAUGAAGAUGGACGCAGAUAUGGCAGAUCGAUUCGUAGCCAACGAAGCAAUCCUAGGGUCUUGAAGAAAACUUUGGUCACUCGUUAUGCGUCUCUUCCUGUGGACGAUAAACUCAAUCUGAUCGAGUUCCUCUGUGAUCUGGCCACUGAGACCCCACGACUGGAAGAACUGGCACGUCUCGAGACUCGUAAGGCUGAAGCAGCACUCAAAGCCCAGCCAGCCUCGACCACUACUGAACCUAGUAGUAGCACGACCGCCAAGGAAGGUGUGCAAUCACCAGCAACCGAGAAGACGGAGCCAAAGCGGGAGUCUGCAGGCCCGACGCACGGCUCUCCGGAGGUGAUGUUGGGGACCGGAGGCAUAGUGGGUGGUGGGGAGGCGGAAGAUGAGGGGAGCAGUAAGCCACGGUCGAGCGGGCCGAGCAAGCCGACGACGACGGCGACGUUCAACUCGAGUGGCAGUCGGUCAAUGUCGCUCGAUGGGCCUUCGAAGCCGGAGUCCCCGGAGACGCAACGACAGUCCAACAAGCCGGUCGGCCGAAGACUGGAGACGGCGGUCCGAACGGCUACCCUACUUGCUCGUCAGAUCAAACCACCCUCACCUACCAAUCCCAGUGAUUCCGCUUCGGAUCCUCAGGCGAAAUUCGCGACUGAGAAGGCCACACUCGACGGCCAACUUUUUGACGUCGGCCUCAAAGAACUCUUCUUCCUCGAACGAUUUCGGCAGUUGAUUGGUGUGGCGAAGCUCAAACCAUUAGGGACCGAUCGGUUCUUUUGUAAGUAUUGGUGGUUCGAUGGGGUCGGUGGAUUGGAGAUCCAUAGCACCAAAUCAUCCAAGCCGGGCUCAUCCCUCGAUCCUCCUCGCCCUUCAUCAUCUUCUCAUCAAACUCCUGAAGAAGAAGAACAACGAGAAGAAGAAGACGAAGCAGAAGUGAUCGAGACGAAUUGGUAUGCCGGCUGUCUCUUCAUCUCCGGCCCUACGCUGGAUGAAUGGGAGAAGAUCUCGAGCAUCUAUGGCGGUCAUCAGCAGCUCUUCAAACGUCGGUUUCAUGAAGAAUUGGGCAUCGAUCUUGGGCCUCGUCCUCUUGUCGAUACUCAUGCUCAUAAUGAUCAUCUAGGGGUGGAGCAACUUAAACAACAGAUCGUCGGGGUCGAUGAGUGGGCUAUUUAUGAAACUGAAGAACAAAUAGAAGAAUUGAUCAAUUGGUUGAAUGCUAAAGGCGUCCGAGAGAACAGUCUGAAGUCGAACCUGAAAGAAUGGAAAGAGUAUAUCUUGGAUGGGAUUCUCCAACGUCGUCGUCUCAACCAACAGCAUCAAGAAAUGAGUACUACUCCUCGACUCAAUGGUAAUAAUACUGGUCAUGGUAAUGAUGAUGAGCAUAAAGUCAUCGAUCAUCAUAGUAGUGAUAGUAGUAGUAGUAUUAGUGAUCAUGAUGAUAGUGAGCUUGAUGAAGACCAAAUCGGAUCUGAUUGA
Messenger RNA from Puccinia graminis f. sp. tritici CRL 75-36-700-3, 3705 nucleotides. RefSeq lists its product as uncharacterized. Lineage: Eukaryota; Fungi; Basidiomycota; Pucciniomycetes; Pucciniales; Pucciniaceae. The coding region runs from base 1 to 3705 and encodes 1234 amino acids. The record is from RefSeq and is a predicted model, not a curated record. The transcript is spliced from 7 exons.